Messenger RNA from Chara braunii, 790 nucleotides. The record is from the annotation of a GenBank genome assembly. Lineage: Eukaryota; Viridiplantae; Streptophyta; Charophyceae; Charales; Characeae.
CAAUUAGCCGCCCAACCCGAUUUCCUGAAUCAGAUGCGAGUCAUGGCUCGAAGCAUCGCAUGCCUGGCACGAGUCCAGGCAGAUCAGUAUGACUUCAGCAGGAGUCAAGAUAUAGYUGUGCGCUCGAUACGAUUGGGCUUUAGGGACUUUGCUCGUGAACUGGUAGGCGCCGUUGGGGCUGAGGUGGGUCAUCGCCUCGAUAAGACUGAGCGGUUCUGUACUGGCGCCAUUGAAGGCGUCAAGGCGGCAGCCCCCAAGGAAGAGGAACCACGCCCGCCACGUAGAGAGCCGAUCAAGGUCAAAUUCCCRGAUUCCUAUAGUGGGAAGAGGGAAGAGAACUUUGAUAAUUGGGAGGCCAACGUUAAGACCUAUGUGCAUUUGCAGCAGGUCUCCCUAGAUCAGCAGGUCUUGAUUGCGAUCCACGCGCUUAAAGAUGAGGCCGCCAGUUUUGCAAGGUCCUUGGUUCGUGCCAAUAACUGUAGCGACGAUCCCGUUGCCUACUCCUCGUUUACCUCCCUCACCGAAUUCCUGAAGCUGCUGCGUGAGCGAUUUGCUGAUGUCGCCCGCAGUGUCAAGGCUUCAGAUAAGCUCCAAACCAUCCACGUGCGUAAAUGGAAGAGUGCUAGAGCACUCAAGGGUACGAUGGAUGAGUUUGGUGGCCGUCCCUGAUCAUAAGGUCACAGAAGCCCAACUGGUCAAUCUCUUUUACCGGGCCAUGCCCGAAGCCUUGCGAGGGCAUUUCUUCGCAAAGAGCGAAGACCCUGCCACUACGUACGAUUCUCUUAGUCGA